CGCGCUGGGCCCGCGAUGUGCACCGCGAGAUGAACGCAGCCCUCGCGCGCACCUCGCACACAUCUUCAUCGCACGCGCCCCGAAACCCCGCGCGGUCGCGAACGCGCAGGCACGCGCGCGCGGCCUCGACGUUCGACCGCCCGUCCCGUUCAUUCACCCGGCAAUUCGGCACCCCAGCGGCAAAGAUGAGCGCGGCGGAGGUUGCCCCCGCGCCCCCGGGCGACGACACCGCGCGCGGACCCACCCGGCGGUUCGUCACCGACUUCCUCACCUCCCGAGCCCCGAGCCUGGACCCGCCGAAGGACGCCCCGCGGCGCUCCGACAGCGCGGACGAGCUCCUCAUCUUAAACUACAAGCUCCCGUGCGUCGCGCCGCACCUAUGGCACAGGUGCGAGCGGCGGUACUGCGCCGACGGCGGCGCCAACAGGCUUUUCGACGACAUGCCGCGAUUGUUCCCGGACCACAACCCCGACGUCGUCCGAGCCGCCUUCGUCCCCGACGUCAUCGUCGGCGACCUGGACUCGGUCCGACCCGAGGUUCUGGCGUAUUACCGCGACGGCGGCGCUCGAUGCGUGGACCUGAGCGCGGACCAGGACAGCACGGACCUGCACAAGGCGAUGACGCACAUGGUGGACUCCGCGUGGAGGGUGUCGCAGGGGACGGGGAACGGCCUCGGGCGGGUGAUCGCCGGGAAGGGUUGGCUCAUGGAGCACAGGAUAUUCGCGGUGGGCGCGCUCGGCGGGAGGUUCGACCAGACGAUGUCGAGCGUGAGCGCCGCGCACGAGUUCGGAGACGCGCACGUCGUGCUCAUCGGCGCACACUCGAUGGCGUUCGUGGUACCCGCGCGGACGCGCGUGACGAUCGUGCCGGACGUGGAUAACGAGGGGCCGACGUGCGGACUCAUCCCCGUGUGCGGCGCCGCCGAGACGGUUCGCACGAGCGGUCUGCGAUGGAACCUCACGGGCGGCGGGCUGGAGAUGGGGCGGCUGAUCAGCACGAGUAACGCGCUGGACGUGGUCGGGACGGACGGGGAGGUGCGGAUCGAGACGGACGCGCCGUUGCUGUGGACCACCGACGUGAGCCGAAUGUGGAGUGUCGAGGAGUCCCCCGCUCGACUCGAUUGAUAGACUGGCUCUAUUAAUAGGUGUACAAACUAAGUGUC
Micromonas commoda is the source of this 1162-nucleotide messenger RNA. RefSeq lists its product with no specific name. Lineage: Eukaryota; Viridiplantae; Chlorophyta; Mamiellophyceae; Mamiellales; Mamiellaceae. Gene Ontology annotation, biological process: thiamine metabolic process; thiamine diphosphate biosynthetic process. The transcript has a single exon. Gene Ontology annotation, molecular function: ATP binding; thiamine diphosphokinase activity; thiamine binding. The coding region runs from base 186 to 1124 and encodes 312 amino acids. The record is from RefSeq and is a predicted model, not a curated record.